Molecule: messenger RNA, 1308 nt
Organism: Diceros bicornis minor
Lineage: Eukaryota; Metazoa; Chordata; Mammalia; Perissodactyla; Rhinocerotidae
Gene: CHMP2B
Product: charged multivesicular body protein 2B
Exons: 6
Coding region: 279-920 (213 amino acids)
Biological process (GO): protein transport; late endosome to vacuole transport; endosome transport via multivesicular body sorting pathway
Cellular component (GO): multivesicular body; ESCRT III complex
Source: RefSeq, a predicted model, not a curated record
CAGGCGCCGCACUGCGCAGGCGCACGCACAGCGCGCAGGCGCCGCCCAGAAGUGACUUCUCCAAAAAGUGUCUUAGUUCGCGGUCACCUGAGCUCCGGGCGACUCGGCUGCGGCAGGCUUCGCGGAUCCCCGCCCUCCGCGGGUCCUGCCCGGACACCUCGCCCUCCUCUGCGGCCCGUCGCUCCGCCGCCCGCAGCCCUCCAGGGGCCUGCUUUUCCCUCCGGUCCUCUCCAGGUGCGGGCCGGACCGCGCCGAGCUGCCGGGCGCCGUCCCCCACCAUGGCGUCCCUCUUCAAGAAGAAAACCGUGGAUGAUGUAAUAAAGGAACAGAAUCGGGAGUUACGAGGUACACAGAGGGCUAUAAUCAGAGAUCGAGCAGCUUUAGAGAAACAAGAAAAACAGCUGGAAUUAGAAAUUAAGAAAAUGGCCAAGAUUGGUAAUAAAGAGGCAUGCAGAGUGUUAGCCAAGCAGCUGGUACAUCUACGGAAACAGAAAACAAGAACUUUCGCUGUGAGUUCAAAAGUCACUUCUAUGUCCACACAAACAAAAGUGAUGAAUUCCCAGAUGAAGAUGGCUGGAGCCAUGUCUACCACAGCAAAAACAAUGCAGGCAGUUAACAAGAAGAUGGAUCCACAAAAGACAUUACAAACAAUGCAGAAUUUCCAGAAGGAAAACAUGAAAAUGGAAAUGACUGAGGAAAUGAUCAAUGACACACUUGAUGACAUCUUUGAGGGUUCUGAUGAUGAAGAAGAAAGCCAAGAUAUUGUGAAUCAAGUUCUUGAUGAAAUUGGAAUUGAAAUCUCUGGAAAGAUGGCCAAAGCUCCAUCAGCUGCCCGAAGCUUACCAUCUGCCUCGACUUCAAAGGCCACCAUCUCCGAUGAAGAGAUCGAACGGCAGCUCAAGGCUUUAGGAGUAGAUUAGACAAAAAGCCAUAAUAUUUUUCUUACUUAUAAUUAUUUAGUAUCACCAGGCACAGUGCAAAUUCCGUUUACAAAACACUUUUUAUUUUGCAAAAAUGAAGACCAUGAGUAAACAGCUGUUUCCUAACCCAUGGCUGUUUUGAAUCUUUUGCCAAAGAAUGACAGUGAUCCAAAAAUGAGAACAGUUUGGAUUUUAAUUAGAACUGUUUAGGAAUGAUGAUGUGUAAAAGGUUGACUUUUUUUCUGCAUGGCAUAGAGAAAUUAUAUUCAUUACUUAGUGUAGUUUAUGUUCUAAAUCUUUUUACAGUGAAGACAAAAAUCUUGUUAAAGCCACUAGGCAACAACUUAAAGAGACUUGUAAGAAUAUUAAAAGUAUAUCAUUAAUUCUG